Messenger RNA from Gasterosteus aculeatus aculeatus (three-spined stickleback), 6678 nucleotides. NCBI's taxonomy places the organism in Eukaryota, Metazoa, Chordata, Actinopteri, Perciformes, Gasterosteidae. The record is from RefSeq and is a predicted model, not a curated record.
AUCGGAAGCCAUCGGGAGUGUGUGUGCGUGUGUUUGUUUGUGUGCGUGCGUGUGUGUGUGUGUAUGAGUGAAUUUGUGCGUCUGGAGAGAGAAACAUAGACCGAGCCCCUAACACGGAGCAUGCCUCUGCGUCCGGCAGCCGGCAAACAUGAGCCACCCAGCCCUCCACGGCAGGACCAGCAGCAGCAUCAGCAUCACACACAUACACACUCACUCGCACUGCCUUACACACACACAUCAAACGGCAGCCAGGGGGCUAGCACUGACAGCGGCAGCUCCCAGGAAGAGGACGGCGGCGUUCCCUUUUCUGUCGGCGUUCCGGCUUUCUGUCCCGGUGCAGAGCAGAGCCACAGAGGAAGGGCACCCAUGGAAGAGCCGACCGGCAACACCGUGGUCAUCCGCAUUGGAAUCCCAGACCUUCAACAGACGAAAUGUAUGAAAUUUAAUGUGGAUCCUCCGAUCUGGCAGUCCAAGCAGCGAAUCCUGUGCACGCUCAACCAGAGCCUGAAGGAUGUGCUCAACUACGGCCUGUUCCAGCCGGCCUACAACGGCAAGGCUGGCAAGUUUCUUGACGAGGAGAGACAGCUAAGGGAAUACCCUUUCCCAUCCCUCGCUCCCAUACCUUACCUGGAGUUCCGCUAUAAAAGACGUGUGUACACCCAGACUCACCUGGAUGAAAAGCAGCUGUUCAAGCUCCAUACCAAGGCAAACUUGAAGAAGUUUAUGGAGUACAUGCAGCAAAGGAACAUUGAAAAGGUCUCAAGGUUCCUGGAAAAGGGCCUGGACCCCAACUUCCAUGAUCCAGAUACAGGAGAAUGUCCUCUCACGCUCGCAGCACAGCUGGAGGGAUGUGCAGAUCUCAUCAAGGUGCUGAAGAGUGGAGGGGCGCAUCUGGACUUCAGAACAAAAGAUGGCAUAACAGCCCUGCACAAGGCCGUGCGCAGCAAGAACUAUACAGCACUUAUAACGCUGUUGGACUUGGGUGCAUCGCCCGACUAUAAAGACAGUAGGGGGUUGACUCCUCUGUACCACAGCUCGAUGGUAGGAGGAGACCCCUACUGCUGUGAGCUGCUGCUGCAUGAUCAUGCACAAGUUGGCUCUGUGGAUGAGAAUGGCUGGCAGGAGAUACAUCAGGCGUGCCGCUACGGCCACGUGCAACACCUGGAACACCUGCUGUUCUACGGAGCUGACAUGAGCGCCCAGAAUGCAUCUGGAAACACUGCACUGCAUGUGUGUGCUCUCUACAACCAGGACAGCUGUGCACGAGUCAUCCUGUUCCGGGGGGCCAAUAAGGAGAUAAAGAACUACAACAGCCAGACUGCCUUUCAGGUGGCCAUUAUAGCCGGAAACUUUGAUCUGGCUGAAAUCAUAAAGGUCCACAAAACAUCGGAUGUUGUGCCUUUCAGAGAGACCCCCUCCUACACCAGCCACCGACACAUGGCGCCCGGUAGCCUGCCCUCGCCACGCUCCUUACUACGCUCUGCGAGUGACAACAACCUGAACGGGGACCACGAUCACAUCCGCGGUCAGGCACCUAGAGAAACCCGUGGCCGUCAGGGUCACUCCCCUGUUCCCUCCCUGUGCAGCCUUCCGGCUUUCGGGCAGCAGCACAGCAGCCUUGGAGAGAGCCGUCAUGGAGAGAUCCCUGACAGCAGUCUCCAGAGUACGGGCAGCUCCAGGUCCUCCCACUCCCGCUCGCCCUCGCUACAUCACAUUUACGAAGAGGACAGGCCAGUUCCCAGAAGGUCCCACAGCCACGGCUACCCUCAAGGACACGGCCAUCGCGGAAGACUCAGCCCCGGCUCAGUGCAGAGAGACCCGAGCCCCCCUCACCACACGCCUCCGGCGCUGACGGGCCCCCGCGGGCCCAAACGGAAACUCUACAGCGCCGUCCCCGGGCGUACCUUCAUUGUGGUCAAACCCUACACUCCACAAGGGGAGGGAGAGAUCCAACUGAACCGCGGCGAGAGGGUCAAAGUUCUGAGUAUAGGGGAAGGUGGCUUCUGGGAAGGCACGGUCAAAGGGAGGACAGGCUGGUUUCCAGCAGACUAUGUGGAAGAAGUUCAGAUGAGGCAGUAUGACCCCCGGCUAGAGACCCGGGAGGACCGCACAAAGAGACUGUUCCGACACUACACUGUGGGAUCCUAUGACAACUUCACCUCAUACAGUGACUACAUCAUAGAGGAAAAGAAUGCUGUUUUGCAGAAGAAAGAAAAUGAGGGGUUUGGUUUUGUCCUGCGGGGAGCCAAAGCAGAGACGCCCAUCGAGGAGUUCACCCCCACCCCAGCGUUCCCGGCCCUCCAGUACCUGGAGUCUGUGGACGUUGAGGGAGUGGCCUGGCGGGCUGGUCUUAGGACAGGAGACUUCCUCAUUGAGGUAAACGGGGUUAAUGUAAUAAAGGUGGGCCAUAAGCAGGUGGUGUCCUUGAUCCGCCAGGGGGGCAACAAGCUGCUGAUGAAGGUGGUGUCUGUGACGCGCAAACCUGAAUCCGAGGAAGUUGUUCGCAAGAAAGCUCCCCCACCACCCAAAAGAGCUCCCAGCACCACCCUGACGCUGCGCUCUAAGUCAAUGACCGCCGAGCUGGAGGAACUGGCUUCUGCUCGGAGGAGAAGAGGAGAGAGACUAGAUGAGAUGUUGGCAUCCCAGGAAUCUAUCUUGCGUUCUCAGCCCUCAGAGGCAGAUUACAGAGCAGCGACUGUCAAACAAAGACCCACCAGCAGGAGAAUAACACCAGCAGAGAUCAGUUCACUGUUUGAGAGACAAGGGAUGACUCUACAUGGAGGUCUUCACCCAGGCAUUGAGAGGGGUCAUAUACCACUACCAAAGGGGAUGUCCAGGACCAAGUCUUUUGGUGCCACUGAGGAGGAUCGGUUGUCUACCCUUGAAGGCGAGCAGAGAUUUCCCCGCAGCUCCUCCAUGACAGACAGCCUCCGAGAGCCCUCACAGCCCCAUCCCAUCCCUCCACCGCCACAGACAGCACCUCCCCCUCCUCCCUACUACCUAGACACUGGUCCUCCCCCAGCCUUCUGUCCCCCUCCUCCCCCAUCUAGGACUCAGAGUCAGGGUUAUGAGCCCGGAGAACGCUCCAGUUUCAAGCCCUCCUCCUUGGACCUGCCUUACGAGGACGCUCACCGGCAGGCGACACACCUGGAAAGACAGAAGAAAGCCCGCUCCAUGAUUAUCCUGCAGGAUUCUUCGCAUUUACCUGUAGAACCUACGGAAAUUCCGUGUCCUUCUGCUGCUCCUCCACCCGAGCGAAUCAAAAGGAAGGGCCGAAUUAUUGACAACCCUUAUGCUAAUAUGGGACAAUUUAGCAUUGGACUAUACACUAAGCCUCAGAGGAAGAAAAGUCCCCUAGUUAAACAACUACAGGUGGAAGACGCACAAGAAAAAGCUAGUUUGGCCUUGGCUGCUGCCCACUCCAGAGAGAGCUCCCCGUCAGGGCGACACCAGUAUACCCAUGGACACACACACACCAGCCGUGGGGACUACUACCAGCAGCAGCUGAUGGCUGAGCGAGAGCGCAGCCGCGCCCAGGGAGAGAUGAUGUUUCAGGGCAAAGGCCCCUUUGCCGCUGCAAUAGCUGGAGCAGUAAAAGACCGCGAGCGUCGCCUCGAAGAACGGAGGAAAUCCACCGUCUUCCUUUCCGUUGGGACCAUGGAGGGGACGUCUGGCACCAGCUGUGACCUCCCUUCUCUGACUCAGUCUCACUCUGUUGAUGAGCGGAUGCUCAACAGAGAGCUGGGACAGCUGCCUCCCCCCGCCUUGGCCCCGAGCUCCUCAACCAGUGGGACCACCUUUAUUCAUCCGCUCACAGGGAAGCCCCUGGAUCCUAACUCUCCACUGGCUCUUGCGCUGGCCGCAAGGGAAAGAGCGCUGACCUCCCAGAGCCAAUCGCCAACUGGCAGCCCAGAGACCAGGACUAAGCAUGAGCGGGACCCUCAGACCAAAGAGUCACCACAUGGGGAAGGGGCCUCCACAACUCCCCCAUUUUCGCCUAAAAGCGCUAUGGUAGCGGGGUAUGGAGUGGGAUCCUCUGCGGCAUCUAUUUUAGUUCCCCAGCCAACAAAAUCCCAGUGGGCCCCAUCUCCAUCGCCUUUAUCGUUCAGGAAAGACAUGGAGGCCAGAGUAGAGGAGAGGAAGGGGGAAAAAAGGCUGGAGGAUAAAAAAAGUAUGUUGAUUAGUAUUCUGGAUACGUCGCAGCAGAAAACUGCAGGGCUCAUCAUGGUCCAUGCGACUAGUAACGGCCAGGCUGCUGGGGUGGGUCCAGAGCCAGAGCGGACACCUUCCCCAAAGCCCACGGAGCCGAGCAAAUCUCCCAGUCCUACGGUCUGCCGGCCCCAGGCCCAACUCCAGGCCCAGCCUCAAACUCCUGCCAGUCCGGCCCAAGAGAAAAGCCUGGCUCAGGGGAGCUCCGAGGAGGAUGUGGAUCCGUACACAGUGACCCUGCCGCCGGCAAUUUUGUCCUCCAGUGAUGAGGAAACUAGAGAGGAGCUGCGUAAGAUAGGAGUUGUUCCGCCGCCAGAUGAGUUUUCUAACGGUCUGCUGGCACAGGCGCAAGGGAUGCCAGUGUCCCUGAUGAAGCCUGCCGCCUCUCCCGCCACCCCUACAACCGCGACACCCACAACUCCCUCAGCUACGACAACGCCAACUGUGACACCCGCCCAGCCUCAGCCUCCCCAACCGGCACCUCCACCCGGUGCAGCAGUUGUCUCAGGGAAGCCCUCUGACCCUCUGGAGCCAGCGCCAGUGGGGGAGACCGGCUCUGCGGCCGACUCUGGCGUGGAGGAGGCCGACACGCGUAGCUCCAGCGACAGAGAGCGAGACCACCACCUCGAGACCACCAGCACCGUCUCCACGGUCUCCAGCAUGUCCACGCUGUCCUCGGAAAGCGGCGAGCCUGCUGACACGCACACCACGCACACCUCCUAUGCCGACGGGCAGACUUUUGUGCUCGACAAGCCGCCAGUGCCUCCUAAGCCUCGACUCAAGUCCCAUAUAGGAGGCGGCAAAGGCCCCGUCACCUUCAGGGACCCUCUGCUGAAGCAGAGCUCGGACAGCGAGCUUCUAUCACAACAACAGUCCGCCGCUCUGACUGCCGCCGCGGCUGGAGGAGCCGGGCUGCCCGCAGGCGGCUCGGCCUCAGUGACUGGACCAGCCCCGACCAAACCGCGCUAUCUCUUCCAGCGGCGCUCUAAGCUGUGGGGGGACCCAGUGGAGCCUCGUGAAGUGGGGCUAGGUAUUGGGAGUUUGGGAAACCUUGGUGGACUGGGGCUGGGGCUGGGUUUAGAUGAGGUAGCAAAACCAACGGUUAUGGGGGAGCUCAGUUCACGACUACAGCAGUUAAAUAAAGACACUAGGUCACUGGGAGAGGAGCCACUAGGAGCGUCAUUUGACCCAGGGAGGAAAUCACCUGUGACAGGUGCCAGGAGGCUGGAAUAUUUUGCUUUCGUGUUGCCUAUACUUCACUACUUGAGGAGCUAAAAGAUAUGAAGAAAUAUUCUAAGUGUAAGCCAUCGCUUUUGCAGUCCUCUCAUUGUAUUAACAUCAGCAGGAGGAGCUGACCAACUCCACACAACUGGAACUGCAGUGCUCCUCACGUUGUGUUUACGUCCGUCUGUCAACUCAAUUACUUACGUGACAAUCAGACAAAGAAAAACUGUUGCAAGAAUUGAUCAGAGGAAGGGCUCGCGGAUAUUGACAGUGAUUUGACCCCAUUUCAAAUCACUGUCAAUACCCCCAAGUACAAUUGAGGGAAAAAAAGCUUUGCGAGGAGUGAUGGAGGUUGAGCGGGAGAGGACGCUCCUCGCGCUCACGCAUUUUUUUUGCUUUUUGAAUUGUACACGUGGGACCUCUAGACCGCAGGUGGUGACAGUAACUUGACCUCACUAGUAGUUAUUGGCCUUUCAUUCUGACUCAUGUCCUCUUGUUGUUGUUGUUUGCUUCUCGACAUGUUCGACGUGGAAUUUACCUCCAUCACUUUCAUCAAUGUAUCAAUGUCAAUGUAUUUAGGCCAUUUUCUUUUAAUAUGUACACACAAAAAAGCAUGCUUGCAGUCCUGACUCUUCACCAGUAGCAAAUUAACUAUUACAAAUACGGUUGUAGCUCAUUCGUUGCUUUUACUUAAGAGAAUGAAAUGCCUGAGUUACUAUAGAGUAAGAUAUAAAUUCACCAUGAGAUAUUGCCCCAAAUUCACCCAUCAACUUUUGACAUGUACCUCAACAACACUCAGUCAUGAUUGGACAUCUUAAUGAAAGAUUAUCCAAUAAAAUUCAUCCCCACAAAACCCAUCCCGACCGUUGGUUGUCCUCGGCUGUGACACCAUUAUUUCUUGCAUGUCCCAGCACGUUAAACUAUGAUGUUACUCCAUCACUUAACCCAUAUCCAAUGUGUCAUAUUCAAAAACCAUAUGCGGCUGUAUUUUGUCUCUUUGUCUCUAUACACACCUCGUUCUCAUGCAGUGUAUUAUAGCUCUGAGUGGCACAGGAACCCGUGCUUCUCAUUUGAGUUCAUCUGUGCAUUUUGGUUUUCUGUUCUCCUCUUUUAAUGUGAUUUGCAUAACUUUGUUUUGUUUUUCAGUGAUUGUGUUGAGGAUAGCCAUGGUCCCUGACUGUCUUGCUUAUUGGACACUGUAGGUUUCUUAAAUAACUCAUAAAUUACACAGAAUAUAUGACAACA